Eubalaena glacialis (North Atlantic right whale) is the source of this 10767-nucleotide messenger RNA. It is a transcript of the gene DMD, whose product is annotated as dystrophin. The transcript has 74 exons. Lineage: Eukaryota; Metazoa; Chordata; Mammalia; Artiodactyla; Balaenidae. Bases 13 to 10683 code for a protein of 3556 amino acids. Gene Ontology annotation, molecular function: zinc ion binding; protein binding. Gene Ontology annotation, biological process: synaptic signaling. Gene Ontology annotation, cellular component: plasma membrane. The record is from RefSeq and is a predicted model, not a curated record.
GUCAAAAAUGUAAUGGAAAAUAUCAUGGCUGGAUUGCAACAAACCAACAGUGAAAAGAUACUCCUGAGCUGGGUCCGACAAUCAACUCGUAAUUAUCCACAGGUUAAUGUCAUUAACUUCACCACCAGCUGGUCUGAUGGUCUGGCUUUGAACGCUCUCAUCCACAGUCAUAGGCCAGACCUGUUUGAUUGGAAUAGUGUGGUUUGCCAGCAGUCAGCCACACAACGACUGGAACAUGCAUUCAACAUUGCCAAAUAUCAUUUAGGCAUAGAGAAACUACUGGAUCCUGAAGAUGUUGCCACCACUUAUCCAGAUAAGAAGUCCAUCUUAAUGUACGUCACAUCACUCUUCCAAGUUUUGCCUCAACAAGUGAGCAUCGAAGCCAUCCAGGAGGUGGAGAUGUUGCCAAGGCCAUCAAAAGUUACUAGAGAAGAACAUUUUCAAUUACAUCAUCAAAUGCACUAUUCUCAACAGAUCACAGUCAGUCUAGCACAGGGCUAUGAACGAACUCCUUCCUCUCCUAAGCCUCGGUUCAAGAGCUAUGCCUACACACAGGCUGCUUAUGUCACCACCUCUGACCCCACACGGAGCCCAUUUCCUUCACAGCGUUUGGAAGCUCCUGAAGACAAGUCAUUUGGCAGUUCAUUGAUGGAGACUGAAGUAAACCUGGACAGUUACCAGACAGCUUUAGAAGAAGUACUCUCAUGGCUUCUUUCAGCUGAGGACACAUUGCAAGCACAAGGAGAGAUUUCUAAUGAUGUAGAAGAAGUGAAAGAACAAUUUCAUACUCAUGAGGGGUACAUGAUGGAUUUGACAUCCCAUCAGGGACGGGUUGGCAAUGUUCUCCAAUUGGGAAGUCAGCUGAUUGGGACAGGGAAAUUAUCAGAAGACGAAGAAACUGAAGUUCAAGAACAAAUGAAUCUCCUAAAUUCAAGAUGGGAAUACCUCAGGGUAGCUAGCAUGGAAAAACAAAGCAAUUUACAUAAAGUUCUAAUGGAUCUCCAGAAUCAGCAACUGAAAGAGUUACAUGACUGGCUAACAAAAACAGAAGAGAGAACAAGGAAAAUGGAAAAAGAACCCUUUGGACCUGAUCUUGAGGACCUAAAACACCAAGUACAACAACAUAAGGUGCUUCAAGAAGACCUGGAACAGGAACAAGUCAGGGUGAAUUCUCUCACGCACAUGGUGGUGGUGGUUGAUGAAUCUAGUGGCGAUCAUGCAACUGCUGCUUUGGAAAAACAACUUAAGGUACUGGGAGAUCGGUGGGCAAACAUCUGUAGGUGGACAGAAGAUCGCUGGGUUCUUUUACAAGACAUUCUUCUAAAAUGGCAACGUUUUACUGAAGAACAGUGCCUUUUUAGUGCAUGGCUUUCAGAAAAAGAAGAUGCAGUGAACAAGAUUCACACAACUGGCUUUAAGGAGCAAAGUGAAAUGUUAUCAAGUCUUCAAAAACUGGCUGUUUUAAAAACCGAUCUAGAAAAGAAAAAGCAAACCAUGGACAAACUCUGCUCACUCAACCAAGAUCUUCUUUCAACACUGAAAAAUACAUUGGUAGCCCAAAAGAUGGAAGCAUGGCUGGACAACUUUGCCCAGCGCUGGGAUAAUUUAGUCCAAAAACUUGAAAAGAGUUCAGCACAGAUUUCACAGGCUGUCACCACCACUCAGCCAUCACUAACACAGACAACUGUAAUGGAAACGGUAACUAUGGUGACCACAAGGGAACAAAUCCUGGUAAAGCAUGCCCAAGAGGAACUCCCACCACCACCUCCCCAAAAGAAGAGGCAGAUUAUUGUGGAUUCCGAAAUUAGGAAAAGGUUGGAUGUCGAUAUAACUGAACUUCACAGUUGGAUUACUCGUUCAGAAGCUGUGUUGCAGAGUCCUGAAUUUGCAAUCUAUCGGAAGGAAGGCAACUUCUCAGACCUUAAAGAAAAAGUCAAUGCCAUAGAGCGAGAAAAAGCCGAGAAGUUCAGAAAACUGCAAGAUGCCAGCAGAUCAGCUCAGGCCCUGGUGGAACAGAUGCUGAAUGAGGGUGUUAAUGCUGACAGUAUCAAACAAGCCUCAGAACAACUGAACAGCCGGUGGAUCGAGUUCUGCCAGUUGCUAAGUGAGAGACUUAACUGGCUGGAGUAUCAGAACAACAUCAUCACUUUCUAUCAUCAGCUACAACAAUUGGAGCAGAUGACAACUACUGCAGAAAACUGGUUGAAAACCCAACCCACUACCACAUCAGAGCCAACAGCAAUUAAAAGCCAGUUAAAAAAUUGUAAGGAUGAAGUCAACCAGCUGUCAGUUCUUCAGCCUCAAAUUGAGCGAUUAAAAAUUCAAAGCAUAGCCCUGAAAGAGAAAGGACAAGGGCCAAUGUUCCUGGAUGCAGACUUUGUGGCCUUUACAAAUCAUUUUAACCAAGUCUUUGCUGAUAUGCAGGCCAGAGAGAAAGAGCUACAGACAAUUUUGGACACUUUGCCACCCAUGCGCUAUCAGGAGACCAUGAGUACCAUCCUCAUGUGGAUCCAGCAGUCAGAAACCAAACUCUCUGUACCUCAGGUUACUGUCACUGAAUAUGAGAUCAUGGAGCAGAGACUCGGGGAGUUACAGGCUUUACAAAGCUCUCUACAAGAACAACAAAAUGGCCUAAACUAUCUCAGCACCACUGUGAAAGAGAUGUCAAGGAAAGCACCCUCUAAUAUUAGCAGGAAAUAUCAAUCAGAAUUUGAAGAGAUUGAGGGCCGAUGGAAGAAACUCUCUGCCCAGCUGGUCGAACAUUGCCAAAAGCUAGAGGAGCAAAUGGCUAAACUCCGAAAACUUCAGAAUCACAUAAAAACCCUGAAGAAAUGGAUGGCCGAAGUUGAUGUUUUCUUGAAAGAGGAAUGGCCUGCCCUUGGGGAUUCAGAAAUUCUUAAAAAACAGCUGAAGCAGUGCAGGCUUUUAGUCAGUGAUAUUCAGACAAUUCAGCCCAGUCUAAACAGUGUCAAUGAAGGUGCACAGAAAAUAAAGAAUGAAGCGGAGCCAGCGUUUGCUUCUAGACUGGAGACAGAGCUCAGAGAACUUAACACUCAGUGGGAUCACAUGUGCCGACAGGUCUAUGCCAGAAAGGAGGCCUUAAAGGGAGGUUUGGAUAAAACUGUAAGCCUUCAGAAAGAUUUAUCAGAGAUGCAUGAAUGGAUGACACAAGCUGAAGAAGAAUACCUAGAGAGAGAUUUUGAAUAUAAAACCCCAGAUGAAUUACAGACAGCAGUUGAAGAGAUGAAGAGAGCUAAAGAAGAGGCCCAGCAAAAAGAAGCAAAAGUGAAACUCCUCACUGAGUCCGUAAACAAUGUCAUAGCUCAAGCUCCACCUGCAGCACAAGAGGCCUUAAAAAAGGAACUUGACACUCUGACCACCAACUACCAGUGGCUCUGCACCAGGCUGAAUGGGAAAUGCAAGACUUUGGAAGAAGUUUGGGCAUGUUGGCAUGAGUUAUUGUCAUACUUGGAGAAGGCAAACAAGUGGCUAAAUGAAGUAGAAUUUAAACUUAAAGCCACUGAAAAUAUUCCUGGUGGAGCUGAGGAAAUCUCUGAGGUGCUAGAUUCACUUGAAAAUUUGAUGCAACAUUCAGAGGAUAACCCAAAUCAGAUUCGCAUAUUGGCACAGACCCUAACAGAUGGCGGAGUCAUGGAUGAACUGAUCAAUGAGGAACUCGAGACAUUUAAUUCUCGUUGGAGAGAACUACAUGAAGAGGCCGUGAGGAGGCAAAAGUUGCUUGAACAGAGUAUCCAGUCUGCCCAGGAGAUUGAAAAAUCCUUGCACUUAAUUCAGGAGUCCCUCUCAUCCAUUGACAAGCAGUUGGCAGCUUAUAUUGCUGACAAAGUGGACGCAGCUCAAAUGCCUCAGGAAGCCCAGAAAAUCCAAUCUGAUUUGACAAGUCAUGAGAUCAGCUUAGAAGAAAUGAAGAAACAUUACCAGGGAAAGGAAGCGGCCCAAAGGGUACUAUCCCAAAUUGAAGUGACACAGAAAAAAUUGCAAGAUGUCUCCAUGAAGUUUCGAUUAUUCCAGAAGCCAGCCAAUUUUGAGCAGCGUCUACAGGAAAGUAAGAUGAUUUUAGAUGAAGUGAAGAUGCACUUGCCUGCAUUGGAAACAAAGAGUGUUGAACAGGAAGUAGUACAGUCACAGUUAAAUCAUUGUGUGAACUUGUAUAAAAGUCUGAGUGAAGUGAAGUCUGAAGUGGAAAUGGUGAUCAAAACUGGACGUCAGAUUGUACAGAAGAAGCAGACGGAAAACCCUAAGGAGCUUGAUGAAAGAGUAACGGCUUUGAAAUUGCAUUAUAAUGAGCUGGGAGCAAAGGUAACAGAAAGAAAGCAACAGUUGGAGAAAUGCUUGAAAUUGUCCCGUAAGAUGCGAAAGGAAAUGAAUGCCUUGACAGAAUGGCUGGCAGCUACGGAUGUGGAAUUGACAGAGAGAUCAGCAGUUGAAGGAAUGCCUAGUAAUUUGGAUUCUGAAGUUGCCUGGGGAAAGGCUACUCAGAAAGAGAUUGAGAAACAGAAGGUUCACCUAAAGAGCAUUACAGAGCUAGGAGAGGCCUUGAAAGCAGUUUUGGGCAAGAAGGAGACCCUGGUGGAAGAUAAACUGAGUCUUCUGAAUAGUAACUGGAUAGCUGUCACUUCCCGGGCAGAAGAGUGGUUAAAGCUUUUGUUGGAAUACCAGAAACACAUGGAAACCUUUGACCAGAAUGUGGAUCACAUCACAAACUGGAUCAUUCAGGCUGAUACACUUUUGGAUGAAUCUGAGAAAAAGAAACCACAGCAAAAAGAAGACGUGCUUAAGCGUUUAAAGGCUGAAAUGAAUGACAUACGCCCAAAGGUGGACUCCACCCGUGACCAAGCAGCAAACUUGAUGGCAAACCGCGGCGACCACUGCAGGAAAGUAAUAGAGCCCAAAAUCUCAGAGCUCAACCAUCGAUUUGCAGCCAUUUCUCACAGAAUUAAGACUGGAAAGGCCUCCAUUCCUUUGAAGGAAUUGGAGCAGUUUAACUCAGAUAUACAAAAAUUGCUUGAACCACUGGAGGCUGAAAUUCAGCAGGGGGUGAAUCUGAAAGAGGAAGACUUCAAUAAAGAUAUGAGUGAAGACAAUGAGGGUACUGUAAAAGAAUUGUUGCAAAGAGGAGACAACUUACAACAAAGAAUCACAGAUGAGAGAAAGCGAGAGGAAAUAAAGAUAAAACAGCAGCUGUUACAGACAAAACAUAAUGCUCUCAAGGAUUUGAGGUCUCAAAGAAGAAAAAAGGCUCUAGAAAUUUCACACCAGUGGUAUCAGUACAAGAGGCAGGCUGAUGAUCUCCUGAAAUGCUUGGAUGACAUUGAAAAAAAAUUAGCCAGCCUACCUGAACCCAGAGAUGAAAGGAAAAUAAAGGAAAUUGAUCGUGAGUUGCAGAAGAAGAAAGAGGAGCUGAAUGCAGUGCGUAGGCAAGCUGAGGGCUUGUCUGAGGAUGGGGCAGCAAUGGCAGUGGAGCCAACUCAGAUCCAGCUCAGCAAGCGCUGGAGGGAAAUUGAGAGCAAAUUUGCUCAGUUUCGAAGACUCAACUUUGCACAAAUUCACACUGUCCAUGAAGAAUCAGUGAUGGUGAUGACUGAAGAAAUGCCUUUGGAAAUUUCUUAUGUGCCUUCUACUUAUCUGACUGAGAUUACUCAUGUCUCACAAGACCUAUCAGAAGUGGAACAACUUCUCAAUGCUCCUGACCUCUGUGCUAAAGAUUUUGAAGAUCUCUUCAAACAAGAGGAGUCUCUGAAGAAUAUAAAAGACAGCCUGCAACAAAUCUCAGGUCGGAUUGACGUUAUUCACAAUAAGAAGGCAGCAGCAUUGCAAAGUGCCACACCGGUGGAAAAGGCGAGGCUACAGGAAGCUCUCUCACGGCUCGAUUUCCAAUGGGAAAGAGUUAACAGAAUGUGCAAGGACCGACAAGGGCAAUUUGACAGAUCUGUUGAAAAAUGGCGGCGGUUUCAUUAUGAUAUGAAGAUAUUUAAUCAAUGGCUAACAGAAGCUGAACACUUUCUCAAAAAGACACAAGUUCCUGAGAGUUGGAAACAUGCCAAAUACAAAUGGUAUCUUAAGGAACUCCAGGAUGGCAUCGGGCAGCGGCAAACUGUUGUCAGAAUAUUGAAUGCAAAUGGGGAAGAAAUAAUUCAGCAGUCCUCAAAAACAGAUGCCAGUAUUCUACAAGAAAAAUUGGGAAGCCUGAAUCUGCGGUGGCAGGAGGUCUGCAAACAGCUGGCCGAAAGAAAAAAGAGGCUAGAAGAACAAAAGGAUAUCUUGUCAGAAUUUCAAAGAGAUUUAAAUGAAUUUGUUUUAUGGUUGGAAGAAGCAAAUAACAUUACUAGUAUUCCACUUGAACCUGGAAAUGAGCAGCAACUAAAAGAAAAACUUGAGGAAGUCAAGUUACUGGCAGAAGAGUUGCCCCUGCGCCAGGGAAUUCUAAAACAAUUAAAUGAAACUGGAGGAACAGUGCUUGUAAGUGCUCCCAUAAGCCCAGAAGAGCAAGAUAAACUUGAAAAUAAGCUCAAGCAGACAAGUCUUCAGUGGAUAAAGGUUUCUAGAGUUUUACCUGAGAAACAAGGAGAAAUUGAGGCUCACAUAAAAGACCUUGGACAGCUUGAAGAGCAAUUAAAUCAUCUGCUUCUGUGGCUGUCUCCUAUUAGGAAUCAGUUGGAAAUUUACAACCAACCAAAUCAAACAGGACCAUUUGACAUUAAGGAAACUGAAGUAGCAGUUCAAGCUAAACAGCCGGAUGUGGAAGGGAUUUUGUCUAAAGGGCAGCAUUUGUACAAGGAAAAACCAGCCACUCAGCCCGUGAAGAGGAAGUUAGAAGACCUGAGCUCAGAGUGGAAGGCGGUAACCCAUUUACUUCAAGAGCUGAGGACAAAGUGGCCUGGCCCUACCCCUGGACUCGCCACUGCUGGAGCUUCUCCUAGUCAGACUGUUACUCUGGUGACACAACCUGUGGUUACCAAGGAAACUGCCGUCUCCAAACUAGAAAUGCCAUCUUCCUUGCUGUUGGAGGUACCUGCUCUGGCAGAUUUCAACCGGGUUUGGACAGAACUUACCGACUGGCUAUCUCUGCUUGAUCGUGUUAUAAAAUCACAGAGGGUGAUGGUGGGUGAUCUUGAAGACAUCAACGAGAUGAUCGUCAAGCAGAAGGCAACACUGCACGAUUUGGAACAGAGGCGCCCCCAGUUGGAAGAACUCAUUACUGCUGCCCAGAAUUUGAAAAACAAGACCAGCAAUCAAGAGGCUAGGACAAUCAUUACUGAUCGAAUUGAAAGAAUUCAGAGUCAGUGGGAUGAAGUACAGGAACACCUUCAGAACCGGAGGCAACAGUUGAAUGAAAUGUUAAAAGAUUCAACACAAUGGCUGGAAGCUAAGGAAGAAGCUCAGCAGGUCUUGGGGCAGGCCAGAGCCAAGCUUGAGUCAUGGAAGGAGGGUCCCUACACAAUGGAUGCAAUCCAAAGGAAAAUCACAGAAACCAAGCAGUUGGCCAAAGACCUCCGCCAGUGGCAGAUAAAUGUAGAUGUGGCAAAUGACUUGGCACUGAAACUUCUUCGGGAUUAUUCUGCAGAUGAUACCAGAAAAGUACACAUGAUAACAGAGAACAUCAAUGCCUCUUGGGCAAGCAUUCAUAAAAGAGUGAGUGAGCGAGAGACUGCUUUGGAAGAAACUCAUAGAUUACUGCAACAGUUUCCGCUGGACCUGGAGAAGUUUCUUGCCUGGCUUACGGAAGCCGAAACAACUGCCAACGUCCUGCAGGAUGCCACCCAUAAGGAAAGGCUCCUAGAAGACUCCAAGGGAGUAAGAGAGCUGAUGAAACAAUGGCAAGACCUCCAAGGAGAAAUCGAAGCUCACACAGAUAUCUAUCACAACCUGGAUGAAAACGGCCAAAAAAUCCUGAGAUCCCUGGAAGGUUCUGAUGAUGCGGUUCUGUUACAAAGACGUUUGGAUAACAUGAACUUCAAGUGGAGCGAGCUGAGGAAAAAGUCUCUCAACAUUAGGUCCCAUUUGGAAGCCAGUUCUGACCAGUGGAAGCGUCUGCACCUUUCUCUUCAGGAACUUCUGGUGUGGCUACAGCUGAAAGAUGAUGAGUUAAGCCGGCAGGCACCUAUUGGAGGCGAUUUCCCAGCAGUUCAGAAGCAGAGUGAUGUACACAGGGCCUUCAGGAGGGAAUUGAAAACGAAAGAACCUGUAAUCAUGAGUACUCUUGAGACUGUACGAAUAUUUCUGACAGAGCAGCCUUUGGAAGGACUAGAGAAACUCUACCAGGAGCCCAGAGAGCUGCCUCCUGAGGAGAAAGCCCAGAAUGUCACACGGCUCCUACGAAAGCAGGCUGAGGAGGUCAACACUGAGUGGGAAAAAUUGAACCUGCACUCAGCUGACUGGCAGAGAAAAAUAGAUGAGGCCCUCGAGAGACUUCAGGAACUUCAGGAGGCCACGGAUGAGCUGGACCUCAAACUGCGCCAAGCUGAAGUGAUCAAGGGAUCGUGGCAGCCCGUGGGCGAUCUCCUCAUUGACUCCCUCCAAGAUCACCUCGAGAAAGUCAAGGCACUUCGAGGAGAAAUUGCACCUCUCAAAGAGAAUGUAAGCCACGUCAAUGACCUUGCUCGCCAGCUCACCACGUUGGGCAUUCAGCUGUCACCAUAUAACCUCAGCACUCUGGAAGACCUGAACACCAGAUGGAAGCUUCUGCAGGUGGCUGUUGAGGACCGCAUCAGGCAGCUGCACGAAGCCCACAGGGACUUCGGCCCAGCAUCCCAGCACUUCCUUUCCACUUCUGUCCAGGGUCCCUGGGAGAGAGCCAUCUCACCAAACAAAGUGCCCUACUAUAUCAACCACGAGACCCAAACAACUUGCUGGGACCAUCCCAAAAUGACAGAGCUCUACCAGUCUUUAGCUGACCUGAAUAAUGUCAGGUUCUCGGCUUAUAGGACUGCCAUGAAACUCCGAAGACUGCAGAAGGCCCUUUGCUUGGAUCUCUUGAGCCUGUCAGCUGCAUGCGAUGCCCUGGACCAGCACAACCUCAAGCAAAAUGACCAGCCCAUGGACAUCCUGCAGAUCAUUAAUUGUUUGACCACCAUUUACGAUCGCCUGGAGCAAGAGCACAACAGUCUGGUCAACGUCCCUCUCUGCGUGGACAUGUGUCUCAAUUGGCUGCUGAAUGUUUAUGACACGGGACGAACAGGGAGGAUCCGGGUCCUGUCUUUUAAAACUGGCAUCAUUUCUCUGUGUAAAGCACAUUUGGAAGACAAGUACAGAUACCUUUUCAAGCAAGUGGCCAGUUCAACGGGAUUUUGUGACCAGCGCAGACUGGGCCUCCUUCUGCAUGAUUCUAUCCAAAUCCCAAGACAGUUGGGUGAAGUCGCAUCCUUUGGGGGCAGUAACAUUGAGCCGAGUGUCAGGAGCUGCUUCCAAUUUGCUAAUAAUAAGCCUGAGAUUGAAGCGGCCCUCUUCCUAGACUGGAUGAGACUGGAACCCCAGUCCAUGGUAUGGCUGCCCGUCCUGCAUAGAGUGGCUGCUGCGGAGACUGCCAAGCAUCAGGCCAAGUGUAACAUCUGCAAGGAGUGUCCAAUCAUCGGCUUCAGGUACAGGAGUCUAAAGCACUUUAAUUAUGACAUCUGCCAAAGUUGCUUUUUUUCUGGUCGUGUUGCAAAAGGCCACAAAAUGCACUAUCCCAUGGUGGAAUAUUGCACUCCGACUACAUCGGGAGAAGAUGUUCGAGACUUUGCCAAGGUACUGAAAAACAAAUUUCGAACCAAAAGGUAUUUUGCGAAGCAUCCCCGAAUGGGCUACCUGCCAGUGCAGACGGUCUUAGAGGGGGACAACAUGGAAACUCCUGUUGCUCUGAUCAACUUCUGGCCACUAGAUUCUGCGCCUGCCUCGUCCCCUCAGCUUUCACACGAUGAUACUCAUUCACGCAUUGAACAUUAUGCUAGCAGGCUAGCAGAAAUGGAAAACAGCAAUGGAUCUUAUCUAAAUGAUAGCAUCUCUCCUAAUGAGAGCAUAGAUGAUGAACAUUUGUUAAUCCAGCAUUACUGCCAAAGUUUGAACCAGGACUCCCCCCUGAGCCAGCCUCGUAGUCCUGCCCAGAUCUUGAUUUCCUUAGAGAGUGAGGAAAGAGGGGAGCUAGAGAGAAUCCUAGCAGAUCUUGAGGAAGAAAACAGGAAUCUGCAAGCAGAAUAUGAUCGUCUCAAGCAGCAGCAUGAACAUAAAGGCCUAUCCCCACUGCCGUCCCCUCCUGAAAUGAUGCCCACCUCUCCCCAGAGUCCCCGGGAUGCUGAGCUCAUUGCUGAGGCCAAGCUACUGCGUCAACACAAAGGCCGCCUGGAAGCCAGGAUGCAAAUCCUGGAAGACCACAAUAAACAGCUGGAGUCCCAGUUACAUAGGCUAAGGCAGCUGCUGGAGCAACCCCAGGCAGAGGCCAAGGUGAAUGGUACAACGGUGUCCUCUCCGUCUACGUCUCUCCAGAGGUCAGACAGCAGCCAGCCUAUGCUGCCCCGGAUGGUUGGCAGUCAAACUUCAGAAUCCAUGGGUGAGGAAGAUCUUCUCAGUCCUCCCCAGGACACAAGCACAGGGUUAGAAGAAGUGAUGGAGCAACUCAACAACUCCUUCCCUAGUUCGAGAGGAAGAAAUACCCCUGGGAAGCCAAUGAGAGAGGACACAAUGUAGGAAGCCUUUUCCACUUGGCAGAUGAUUUGGGCAGAGCGAUGGAGUCCUUAGUUUCAGUCAUGACAGAUGAAGAAGGGGCAGAAU